AUGGCUGCUGCUGUGUCGGACUGGACCAGGGUCUUCUUCACGCUGCUUCCAAACAUCUUGAUGGUCUGGGGGAAGGUGAGCAGGGACCUCCCUCCUGAAUGCAGACAGUUCUUUUACCUGGAAGUACCUCCACGGGGCCUGGAGGAGCCGUCCCUGUGCUUCAUCUGUCAGUACUACAACAAGAGAGCCCGCUUUGUUACGCUGUACCACACGGCUCUGCACACGCCCGUCUACUCGGCCUACAUCUUCAAGCGCUCAGCAGGAGACGUGUGUGCAGACGUGCCCUGGAUGUAUGAGCCUCAGCUGUUCAUAUCUGGUGCAACAAAUGAAAUGCAGCCUGUUCUCCAGGUGGACCAGGGGACCCAGCCGUACGAGCAGGCCGGCCUUAAUGACUACAUGAACGCGGUGUUAUAUGAGCGAGCCCCUCUGAACCCCGAUGUGCACCAGGAGGACCCAGACGACAAAGCGUCCACCUACACCCUGACCAACACAGUCCCUCUGAUGCCAGAGUUUAUAGACUCGGUGUGGAGCGAGCAGGAGCAGGCCAUCCGCACCCGCCUCAACAACUACUGCAGGGGCCGCGCCUACAUAGUGACCGGGGUCAGCACCUAUGGACGGACCAUGCGUGGAGACCACAUGAAGCGUGUGGCUGUGCCCACAUACGUCUGGUCUGCAUACUGCUGUCCUCACUAUGACCACAGCGCCCCCUUCAGUGUCAGAUACAAGUUCCCAGCCUUCGCUCACUACGGCCUCAACGCGCAGGAGAACAAUGAGGUGGUGGAGCUGAGCGUCCAGAAGCUGCAGGACUUUCUGAAGACCAUCAUGUUUGAGCAGAACAUCCAGAUCUUUAUGAAUGACUGUACCCUGCCAGCUGACUCAAAAUUUAUUUUACAUGAAAACAUUUUAAACCCUUAA
Molecule: messenger RNA, 915 nt
Organism: Boleophthalmus pectinirostris (great blue-spotted mudskipper)
Lineage: Eukaryota; Metazoa; Chordata; Actinopteri; Gobiiformes; Gobiidae
Product: endonuclease domain-containing 1 protein-like
Exons: 2
Coding region: 1-915 (304 amino acids)
Molecular function (GO): nucleic acid binding; metal ion binding; hydrolase activity
Source: RefSeq, a predicted model, not a curated record